Messenger RNA from Xiphias gladius (swordfish), 1370 nucleotides. RefSeq names its product claudin 15a (gene cldn15a). Gene Ontology annotation, cellular component: plasma membrane; bicellular tight junction. NCBI's taxonomy places the organism in Eukaryota, Metazoa, Chordata, Actinopteri, Istiophoriformes, Xiphiidae. The record is from RefSeq and is a predicted model, not a curated record. The transcript is spliced from 6 exons. Bases 103 to 771 code for a protein of 222 amino acids. Gene Ontology annotation, molecular function: structural molecule activity. Gene Ontology annotation, biological process: cell adhesion; bicellular tight junction assembly.
UCAGUGUGCCCUGGAUUUGGCAACGCUGACCCUGCAGCUAUCAGAAGGAUUAUUAAUGAAGACACACAGGCAUGGAAAUUACAGGAUAACCUGGGAGGGGGAAUGGAUCCGAUUGUGGAAGUAGUGGCUUUGGUUUUGGGGUUCAUUGGAUGGGUGAUGGUGGGGAUUGCCCUGCCAAAUCGCUACUGGAGGACGUCCACCAUCGACGGGAACGUCAUCACCACCUCCACCAUCUAUGAAAACUUGUGGAUGUCAUGUGCAACGGACUCGACUGGGGUUCAUAACUGCAGGGAGUUCCCUUCACUGCUCGGUUUGAGUGGUUACAUCCAGGCGUCUCGUGCCUUGAUGAUCAUAUCGAUAGCGUUGGGCACCUUUGGUCUAGUGGCGGCCCUGAUAGGAGUACAGUGUUCGAAGGCAGGAGGGGAAAACUAUGUUCUCAAAGGGAGGAUUGCCGGCACUGCUGGAGUCUUUUUCAUACUUCAAGGUGUCUGCACAAUGGUCUCAGUGUCCUGGUAUGCCUUCAAUAUCACUCAGGAAUUCUUUGACCCUUUCUAUCCAGGGACAAGGUACGAAAUAGGAGAGGGGCUUUACAUCGGCUGGUGCUCCGCUGUGCUCGCCAUCGCAGGAGGAACCUGUCUCACCUGCUCCUGCAAAAUGGGCACAGAGGAAAAGUACCCUUUGCCCUAUCAAACUAGGGGAACUGUAUAUUCUGGAGCUGCUCCGACCAGAAGUGUGGCUGCCAGUACUUACGGCCGAAAUGCAUAUGUGUGAGCAGGAUAUGAAAACAGAACUAUGUCGAUCAAAUCUCUUACAAAUCCCUGGGGUAAACGUUUUCAUCAUUGCAUUUAUUUGCUGAUGCACCUAACAUGUCCUAGUGCUCGGUUCUUACACCUCAGAUUUUUUUUUGUUUUGUCCAUGACUUUUUGAAAAAGCUCAAGGUCCAUCAAAUGCUCACUGAUGGAAGAAACACAGCGCCACUGAACUGUAUAUAACCACUAUCUCAAGUAUGCAUUCUGUAAAAAUUAUAGCAUUGAAAUGAUAGCACUGAUGUUGUAAACAUUGUACAGUGCUGAGCUACUUGUCACUGUUUCAAUGCACAACCAAACUAUACGCUUGCAAUGAUUUUAUUUAUGUUUCUGUGAUGAUGUUAGCACAAAUACAUUUACAUACAGUCACUUAUUUUGAAAGAAAUUCAAUCGUUUGAUGAUCUGCGUGUACGCUUCUAGACAUCUGUAAGGGGAAGGUCAAAAGUGUGAUAAUCCAGAUAUUUGUGUGUGUUGUUUUGUACAGUUUUAUAGAUAGUACCUGUGUAAGAGGGGGAGGGCAGGUUGUCUUUGUUUUGAUGGUAUUUUGGUUUUUUGUUUGUUUUC